Molecule: messenger RNA, 601 nt
Organism: Triticum aestivum (bread wheat)
Lineage: Eukaryota; Viridiplantae; Streptophyta; Magnoliopsida; Poales; Poaceae
Product: protein LITTLE ZIPPER 3-like
Exons: 2
Coding region: 159-386 (75 amino acids)
Source: RefSeq, a predicted model, not a curated record
CGCACCCUCGCCUGUGCUCUCCCCGCACCACAAGUUCUUCCUCACUCGAGCUAUAGCUAGCUAGCCUUCUUCUUCCUCUCUGCUACCAGUGCCAUUGUCUGUCCGUGCCUUCCAGGCCCAAGUACUGCCAUUUCACGGUUGCUAGCUGGAAGUGGAGGAUGGAGCGGGCGAACACGGAGCUGUACCUGGAGAACCUGCGCAUCAUGCAGGCGAACGAGCGGCUCCGGAGGACAGCGCAGCUGCUGGACCAGGAGAACAAGCAGCUCCUCGCCGAUGUCAAGCGCAAGCAGCAGCACAUGGCGGCCUCCUCCAAGGCGGCGGCGGCGAAGGGCGGCGGACCGUCCGGCGCGGCGCCGUCCAAGUCCGGCAAGCAGCAGCCCCAGUGAUCGCGCCGGAGAUGCGCGCGCGCGUGCAUGCAUGCAGUCGUGGAAGCUCUAGUCAUCUUUGCCAAAAACUAGCUAGUAGUAGUACCAGUAGUAUGGAGGACAGGGCGUCGACCAGUUGGCUGGGCAGCUGAGGUUUCUGCCAGCCCGCCCAAGUUCGAGUCUCGGCACGAACACGCGGUGCUCACGGAGUUUCUCCUAUAAAGAAAAGCCAACAA